Molecule: messenger RNA, 1364 nt
Organism: Seminavis robusta
Lineage: Eukaryota; Bacillariophyta; Bacillariophyceae; Naviculales; Naviculaceae
Source: the annotation of a GenBank genome assembly
UGACUCAGUCCCAAAUCUAUCAAAGAGAAGAAAACAAUGACGCAACCAUGCGGUUGCAUGCAUUGCCACCGUUUUUUGUAUGGUAGCUUGGGGCGGCAGCACUGAUUCUAUCCCAUUCAAGAAGAAAGGAAGGAAGGAAGGAAGGAAUCGAAUCAGAUGAAGUGGAAGCUGAUUGCUGUCAUAAAACAGACAAGAUGACCUCAUUCUCUUCUUUUCCUCUCCAACGCUGUGUGCUGGUGGCAGCAGCACUUCUCUGCCAUGGCACAACGGCAUUGUCGCUGUUGGGUCGCAAAUCCACGGCCAACCAAGUGCUCGCCUACCUCCAACAAAACGACCAAUUGGCCCCAUUUGUAUCUCAAGGUGGAACUGCUGUGAUCACCGGUGGUAACUCUGGAAUCGGAGCUGAAACAGUCAAGGCACUGGUGGCAUCCGGCAUGAACGUCGUUGUCUGCGCCCGCAAUAUCGAUUCGGCCAAUCAGCUCAAGGAUGAGCUAGGAACUGCCACCAAAGACCGAGUAGAGAUUGAAUAUCUCGACUUGUCAUCACUGGCAUCGGUCCAGGAGGCGGCAGCCUCCAUUUGCAGCAAACACGACGGUAUUGACGUGCUCAUCAACAAUGCUGGCAUUAUGGCUCUGCCACAACGAGAGACAACCACGGACGGUAUUGAGAAACAGUUUGGAACCAACCAUGUGGGGCAUCACUAUUUGACCAGGCUACUCUUGCCACAAAUGAGGAACAAAGGGAGGGUUGUCAAUGUCGCAUCCACGGCUCAUAACUUUGGCUUGAGUGCUGGUAAUGAAGAUUGGGAAUCCAAAGAGUCCUACACGCCAUGGGGAGCCUAUGGCACCUCCAAACUGUCCAACAUACUAUUUACGAAACAACUGAAAAAGGAACUCGUUUCAGUGAACCAAGGUAAAAUGAUUGACUCGGUGUGUCUCCAUCCUGGUGUUAUUGCAUCGCCACUAUGGAAGCAUAGCUUGCCAUCCUUCAUGCAACCCUUGGUUGGUCUUAUUGCCAACAAAUCAGUGGAGCAAGGAGCAGCCACAUCUGUGUACUGUGCACUCUCUCGCCAUGUCGAAGACGGGGCAUACUACGACGAUUGCAGCCCUGUGGAGCCGUCCCAGAAAGCACAAAGCGACCAGCUUCAAGAGGCACUUUGGAUGUACACAGAGCAGCUCCUGACAGAGAAAGGAUUCGAGCUCCCUUCAAGCUCGGUUGUGGCAGAGAACGUAGCGGCUGUAAACUAGUACAAGUGCCUGUGAUAUAUAUCUAAACUGGAAUUGAAUCCGAUUGGUUCAAAACCUUACUACGAGUAAUGACAACACUGGUUCGUGCACAAACACGCGAGCAAACAAACUGUAGGC